Fraxinus pennsylvanica is the source of this 810-nucleotide messenger RNA. The record is from the annotation of a GenBank genome assembly. NCBI's taxonomy places the organism in Eukaryota, Viridiplantae, Streptophyta, Magnoliopsida, Lamiales, Oleaceae.
AUGGGGCAUAAUAAGGCUUUAGAUAAGGGAAAAAAGAAGCAGAAAAAGGGUUUAUGGUCUCCAGAUGAAGACCAGAGGCUUAGAAACUAUGUACUCGAGCAUGGUCAUGGUUGCUGGACCAACGUUUCCAUCAAUGCUGGUUUACAGAGGAAUGGCAAGAGCUGUCGGUUAAGAUGGCUAAACUAUUUAAGACCAGGACUAAAACGAGGAAUGUUUAGCCGAGAAGAGGAGGAGAUUGUCAUCAAUCUUCAUAAAACAUUAGGCAACAAGUGGUCUCGGAUAGCACAUAAACUGCCUGGACGAACAGAUAAUGAAAUUAAAAACUACUGGCAUUCUUAUCUAAAGAAAAAGGUGGCAAAAAUGGGUGAAACUGAAGGCCAAGGUAAAGCUGAAUGCAUGAAUUCAGAAAUGGAAAACACGGAAUCUUCUUCCCUGAAGUCGAGUUUGGAAUCAUUUGAUCAUAUUGAAGGACCAUUGAUGGAUUUUUGUGCACAGAAAAGCAAUUUACCAAGAAUUCUAUUUGCCGAGUGGCUCCAAUUUGAUCAGUUUCUUGGCUGUGAUUCAGACAGCCCUCCAGAAGCUUAUAACAAUGCUUUAGAGAACAAUGGCUCAAAUUCCCAAGAUGUUCUCAUGCAUAAUUUGCUGCUCAAUGAAGAGAUGUAUGCUGGUGAAAUGCAGCCAAAAUUUAACAGUUCUAUCGAUGAUAUGUUUCAAGAACAGUUCAAGUUUGAGCAUCAGAAAUCAGAAAGUGGAUAUGCCGAACUUUUUCCUGGUGAAUUCAACAUAAACUAUGAUGUAAUGUAUAUAUAA